GUCGCUACAAUUAUUUAAAGAUUCUUACGUGCUCCAUUGUUUAAAAGAAACCCAAUUUCUCAACCACAAGUUUCAACAUUUAUUGAUUCUGUUGUACAGAAAAAAAUCACAGAACAUUCGAUCUUACAGGUUUAUAUAUACUGGGUAUUUCUCUCCAUAGCUUCUUAGCUUUCCAUAUCGUCUGAAAAUGUGCAGAGGUUUACAACAAGAUGGGAACAGCAGCUCGAGUUCUUGUCCGAAACAGGGUUUCUCGUCAGUGCAUGAUGAUCCGGCAAGCGAUGAUGAUUCUUCAUGGUUAGUGAACUGUGAGCUCUGCAAUUCCAAGGCUUCCUUGUAUUGUCAAGCUGAUGAUGCGUAUCUGUGUAGGAAGUGUGAUAAAUGGGUUCAUCAAGCUAAUUUCUUGGCUCUCAGGCAUAUCAGGUGUUUUCUCUGUGAUACAUGUCAAAGUUUGAGUCAGAGAUAUCUCAUCGGAGCUUCACAGGAAGUGGUGCUGCCGACGAUGGUGAGCUCGUCGGAGAGAAGCCGGUGUGACUCUGACAUGGAAACUAAGCAUUCAGCGACGCUUAAAACACCUUUUCUUUUUCUCUGAUUGCCACUUUUUUCCUCCUCCUGUCUUACAACUUUUGGUUAUGGAGGAUCUUAUCUGGUUAGCCUGAGGGUAUCAUUGUGGGUUUACACAUAUGUAUACAUGUAAGCUUCGUUAUAGGUAGAGUCAAGAAUGUUGUAAUCCUCAGUGUUGUGUAAACCAGAUUGAUUUUCUCUCU
Molecule: messenger RNA, 764 nt
Organism: Hibiscus syriacus
Lineage: Eukaryota; Viridiplantae; Streptophyta; Magnoliopsida; Malvales; Malvaceae
Product: B-box domain protein 30-like
Exons: 1
Coding region: 188-589 (133 amino acids)
Molecular function (GO): zinc ion binding
Source: RefSeq, a predicted model, not a curated record